CUCGUUGAUUAGGCCAGAUCUGCCGCGAGUGAUGCCGUCCAACACCCGUAGGCGGCACACGGGUGCCGAGGACGAGGCCCGUCUUUUGCUAAUGGCGUGGGCUGCCUGGCGUGACGUCAUCACCGACACGAGGCGAAGGAGGCGUCUGAUGCAGGCGGCAGACACGCGAUACUUCUUCAGGAACGUGUCGGGGCCCUUCAGGGCGUGGGUGCACCUCUACCAAAGACAACAGAUGCAGAGGUACAGGACGCAGAUCACAUCUGCGCCCUUUCUCACUCAGAUACUCAUUGUCUGUGUCUGUGUCUGUGUCUGUGUGAGUGUAUAUGUGUGUCAGUGUGCAGGCGGGCCAGCUGUGUGAGCGUCGCGAGAGGGUGCUGGUGCAUCGCACCUACCUGCAGCUCAAGAGCUAUGCAGACGCCAGACGCAGGAAAAGGGCUUUCGGUGAGCUACACACAGGCAGCCACAAGACAAUCGAUGGGCCAAUGUAUGUGGGUUACGUGUGUGUGUUAAGUUGAGCGGCUGCAGUCGUUGCGUCGUCGGAAGCUGCUGAGUGAAGGGCUGAGGACCGCCGUCAGGUAUCACACACACAGACACCACUGUAGAUCUACACACACACGCGUGUGUGUGUGUGUGUGUGCAGUUGGUCGCGGCAUCGCCGUGCGAUGAAACAGCGGACAGUCAUCGCCAUCAGCCAGCGCAGCAGACAGCUACUCAAGGUACACAGACAGUACUACAGGCGACUCACACUCGUACACACAAAAGGGGCAACCAACAAACACUCGUGGAGUGGCCGUGUACAUCAAUCACGUCAGACCGCGAUGUUGGGUUGGUGUCUGUGGCUUGCGCGUCGGCACGAGAGGACAAGACUCACACACAUGGCGCAGCCAAGAAUAAUGGUCAGAAGUAGCACGCACAGACAACUGGAUAGAUCUGCAAACGAGUGUCUAUAUCUGUGUGUGUGUAUGUCAGCUCGUUCGUGGCUUCAAGACCCUGCAGUGCCGCACCCGACGGCGCAGCGAGUGCAGACACAUGAUGCGGGUGGCUGCCCUUGCCCAUGUGCACAUCCUCCUCGCCAGCGCCCUCAAGCGAUUCAAGGUCAGAUCAGAUCUAUUGUCCGACACAUACAUAGAGAUGGUUCUCUGUGUCGUCCAUAUCUACCUCCGAUUGACUGAUGCAGUUGCUGCGCCCGCGCCGCCUCCGCGGCCAGCGAUACCUCAACGCCGCAUCCAACCAACGCGCGUACGCCCACAGACACAUACACAAAUAAACAAGACACCCACACCGACCCAGACCCAGUCUCCUCUGUCUUUCUUGUAGGUGUCUGCUGCAGCACCGAUUUCUGCGCCGUCUGCAUCGCCGUCUAUCGGCCAAUGGCAUGCUGCAGACGGCCGACAUCGAGAGGAGGCGGCUGGCCCUGCGGACCGUCAUGAUGCGGCUGCACCGACGUGCUUGUCGGACAGCCCUGUUGCGUCAGUUUCCUCUGCGUCGGUACUGGGAGAGAUGGAGAGGGGCACUGCUGGUGAGUGAGGGGGAAUGGGAUGGGUGGAUGUGGUUGUGUGUACUCAGUGGUGCUUUCUUUGUAAUGGUGUGUUGAGUGCAGGCGUAUCGCACCUAUGAGGAUGAGAGGGUGUCUGCUGCGGCAAGGUGCCUGCAGCUGUCGGUCGCUAUGAGGAGAUGGGAGCACAGGUAUGCUAUGCAGGUCGGAAUCUGGGCCGUAACGGCCAGCCUUCCUUGAGCGUGCGGCAUCACGUCACCUCACUUCCCUGUGUCCCUCCCUGUGUCUGUCUGUCAGGGUGUAUGAGGCGCGUGACCAGCGGGACCGCCUCACCCAGGCGUUCACCGUACUCAUACACCGCACUGCGAGAGGUGCAAUGCGUAGGGAGGGAUAUCCAUCUCAGCAGCGCAACGUACAUAGCCUCUCUGUGGUGUUUGUUUCCCCAGGUCUGCUCCGUCGAGCCUUCACGGCUCUGUGUUGGUGGCGGUCACUGAUGGUGCGGUAUGCCGCACUUGGUGGCGAGCGGCGGCAUCGUGAGCUGUCGUCAUCGUUCCGCGCGUGGGCGGUGCACUUGGGGAUGCGGCUGCACUACAGACAGAUCACUGUCGCCAUACUGCACAGACGGGCCACCGCACUCAGGUCAGCCAGUCUGUCACUACGCGAGCGCCUGUCUGUCUGUCUGUCUGUCCGCACCUUGUGUGUGUGGGGGUACGCAUGUGUGUGUGUUUUGUGUUUUCAGGAUGUCUGCGCUCUCGUCGUGGCGGGCGUAUGUGUUGCUGUGCCGCCGUGCACAUGCCGGGAUGAUGCUGAGGCGAAGACACGCACUCCUCAGAGGCAUGCGCAAACUCAUGACGUACGUGGGAUGCGCUAGUGAGAGAGAGAGGGGCGUGGCGUAUUCAUCACGUCCAUCCAUCGCUGCACAUGGCUCCCGAUGCUGUCUGUCUGUCUGCACCGGCUGCAGCCAUGCGCAAGAGCGCACACUGAGAAGACACCAACGGUGAGCCGUUGGAGUGCAGGAGGGAGGAUCGCCUUUGUUAUCAUGUGUGUGUGUAUGUGUGUGUAUGCUUGAUUCGGUGUCUGUCAGGGUGAUGAGUGUGGAGCAUUAUCUAUUGCGGCUCCAGCGGGCGGCCUUCGCCGCACUCACCGCUGCCGUCGAGUCACGCAACCAAGUAUUCGACAGGAGAAAGUCAGUGAGCGCACAACACAACUAUCCCCCCAUCGAUUUAUAUGCCCACUCACCCCACACGGAUCCAUCCAUCCAUCCAUCCAGACAGACAGACAGAUCAAUCAGACACAGAGAGAUAUACCAUACCCAUGUGUGUGUAUCUGUCUGUAUCUCUGUGUCUGCGUAAUCAGGGCGUCCAUCCACCACGCAGCACAGCGGCUGAUGCGCACUGCUGUCAAGGUGCCUCACACAAACACAUGACUGACACCCACACACCACAUAUGCACAGACUUUUCUCUCUCCGUGUGUGUACCUGUGUGCAUUUAGGCGUGGGCGGCGGCGAUGCCGGUCUAUCGCAGAAAGCACCUUAUGGCGCGGCAGGCCGACGCCUUCUGGCGGCUGCUGUGGCUUGAGAGGUGGAAGAGACUCUGGACUCGUAGAUGCACUGACAGACACAAGUACAGUACGCUCAGACAGAGGGCAGACACACGCUCUGUCUGUCUGCACACGUGUUUCUCGCCUUUCGUGGUCUGCCAGGGUGGUAGCUGGCUUAGCCAAUUCCGGUCGUCAUGCGGUGAGGCGUGUCUUCACCUCUUGGAGGGCGCUCACACAGGAGUGCAUGGACAUCAAUCGCAGCCGAGAGGUGACCGACCAACGAACGAAUCAAAUGCAGAGAGAGAGGGGGGAGCGGGUCAAUCCAUUGUGCUUUACACCUUUUCUGUGUGUACGUCAGGUGGGUGUUCGUCUGAUGGAGCAGGGGGCCGACAUGCGCCUCCUCGGCGCUGUCUGGCACAAGUGGGCACACCAGUGGAUAGGUCAGAAGUCUGCCCACCCAUCCAUCCACUCAGACAGUCUCCCAGCCCACAUCGAUGGUGGUUGGCUUUUGUGUCUGUCAUUCGUCAGCCUACCGCCGUGUGCGGCGGUCCCGCAAGCAUCGGGCAGAUCAGCAUCGCAAGCACCAGCUCAUGAAGUAGGUGGCAACAACACAGACACAAGACGCUCGCUCUCUCUCUCUGCGUGUGUGUCAUCGGUUAACCGAAUGAUGCAGGUCGUGUGUGCGUGAGUGGCGAGCGUAUUCGGAUCGCAAAGCAGCCAAGAGGCGACGGCAGACAUCCGCCACUGACCAGAUCGACCGCGGCAGAUGCAUGCUUGUCUUCAACGCAUGGAACGGUAGGUACCCAAGCCCACAUGCACCACACCACGGACCACCCGACAUUUAUUCUCCCUCUGUGUGUGUGCAGAGGUGAUGCUCCGGAGGUACGAGGCCCGCUUCCGCAAGUGCACGGCUCUCCAGCACUGGGCGCGCACCCUCUCUUGCCGCGCCUUCCGCGCAUGGCACGCCUACCACCUGCACCGGCAGCAGACCGACACGGACCGUGCGGUGGCCAAGCAAAUCUUCACGCAGCGGCUGCAGCGCGACGCCGUCCACAUGAUGCUCACGGCAUACGACAGGCAGCAGCAGGCCGACCUCGGCAGACAGUGUGCGGUGCACCAACAGAGGAGCGCUCGAGAGGUGCGGCUGGCGCAAUGGGUGGCGCAUCGGUGGCGGGCCUUUGUGCUGGCGAGGCGGUCACGGUGGGGAGUGGAGGAGCCCCAUAGGGGUGGCAUCCUGAGAAAGAUGCCACCGCCACCACCGGCAGCAGCAGCAGCGGCAGCAUCAGUGAGGCGAUCCCCCGACCACCCAUCCCCCACUGCCAUACCGUUCCCCGUUCGGCAUCACUAUCGCUCGCCCCCCCGGCUGCCGGUGUCUCUCUCAAAAGCAUCAGCCAUGCUGGACGAGCUCACUGGGCAGCAGCAGACAAGGAGGAGGGCGGAGGACGUCAGCAGCAGGCGAGCGGCCAUGGUGGCCAUAUCGUCCCGACCACCGCCACCACCGUCACCAUCACCAUCGCCAUCACCACAGCCCACGAGUGGUUACGCAUCUCGGCUGUAUGUGCGGCGUGACCGGCCGUCACCUGCACGAGGGGGGUACGGAGCAUCAUCUGUCGGCGGUGGUCCACUGGCGAGGACGGACGGCCUCUCUGACGUGCCCUCGCCCCCCAGCCCACCACAGCUUAUUCCAAGACGGCAGCUGGACACCUACACACACCAGCACCAGCAGCCAUCCACACACACACGCUCUCGGCCUCCCCCGCGAAUACCGACGGACAUCCUCACCCCGAGGGGCGGCCAGAAAGAUCGAGGGCCGAUUUCGGUGGCUCGCUAUCCUCCCCUCCUGAGCCCGCCGAGAGCUGACCGUCCCCCUGAUCUUCGCCCCCGGCCGUCAGAUAGGGUGUUGCAGCUUCGAGGAUCUGCCGCACCGCCAGCACGUGACGCAGCAGCUGUGGCUGUCGAUGCACGUGGUGAGAGCCGGGAUAGCAGCCCUGCGGUGCAGCCUGUUCGUCUGGGCAAGGAGAGCAACAUCACGACCCCAGCUCCCCCGACGGACAGGCGAGAUAGAGAGGAGGAGAGGGGGUCUCUUGUUGCGGCCACGGGCGGCCUGACUGAUGAGAUGACAGGGCAUCAGGGAGAGAAAGAGGGCUCAGACUGUGUUGGAAAGGAGGGCGGCGAGGCAGAGGGAGGGGGCGGGGGGGAGUGAGUUGAGUCGACGGUUGUGUGUGUGUGUGUGUGUGUGUGUAAUGUGUAUGUGGAUGCGGUGGUGUGACCUGACUGGCCUCAUCUGUG
Molecule: messenger RNA, 5324 nt
Organism: Vitrella brassicaformis
Lineage: Eukaryota; Vitrellaceae
Source: the annotation of a GenBank genome assembly